CCUUCCACCAUAUUGAGCAUUUCUCACCGCCUAGUCGACCAAAGUGUCAGUAAAAUCCUCUUGUGUAGCCUUCCUACGAUAAUAAAACCAAGUUAUGUCACGGGGCAGGGAUCCUUUGGCACUGAGCCAGGUAAUUGGUGAUGUGUUGGAUCCUUUCGUAAAGUCAGCUGCCAUGAGGAUUAAUUAUGGUGAGAAGGAGAUUACAAAUGGCACUGGGGUACGAUCAUCUGCUGUGCUCAAUGCACCACAGGUGGAGAUUGAAGGUCGUGACCGGACGAAGCUCUACACACUUGUUAUGGUGGAUCCUGACGCGCCAAGUCCAAGCAAACCGGAAUACAGGGAAUAUUUGCAUUGGUUGGUGACAGACAUCCCAGAGGCAACAGAUGUACGUUUUGGCAAUGAAAUAGUUCCCUAUGAAGCUCCACGGCCACCAGCCGGUAUUCAUCGGCUUGUUUUUGUGCUAUUCAAACAGGGAGCACGGCAGACAGUUUAUGCACCAGGAUGGCGGCAAAAUUUUAACAUCAGAGACUUCUCAGCAUUUUACAAUCUUGGACCACCAGUUGCUGCAUUAUUCUUCAACUGCCAAAAGGAGAGUGGUGUUGGUGGCAGAAGGUACGCACCGACGAAAGUUCAUGUUUUACUUAAAGGAUAGAUAUGAUAUAGGCAGUGACUGAGUUUCAAUGAAAAAUCAGGGGCCAAAAAGAACAUGAAGCUAAAAUUUAAUUGAGAAUAAAAGCAAAAGAAGGCAAAAACUAGGUGAAAGUAGGUUAAUUUGAUAGAGUUUAAGAAUCACAAAAAUAUAUGUGCAUAAAUAUAUAUAGGCAAUUCCUACAUAUAUAAUUAUUGAAGGAAAAAACUGGAGUAGCCCUGGCCCCAACAUAGAUCCGAACCUGAAGAUAGGCACAAUGUCACAUAGGAACCAGGGAGGGGUGGGGGUCUCUGGAUCCAUGAAAAAUAGAAUUCUUGACAAUGUACUCCAGUUGAGAAGUACUAGACUAGGACACAUAGUUAGCUCAUUAACAUAUAAUCUAAAGCAACCAUGGGGUUACUAAGGUGAUCUGGGAAACAGUUUCUGGAGAUUGCUGAAGUGCCAACAUCAACACAUAUAUUCAGAAAGGGGAAAUUUUGGAUCAGGCAAAUAUGCAUUUUUUUUCAUAAUAUAGUGAUUUCCAUAGAUUUAAUCAGGGUAUGACCUCUUUAUGUACGAAAUAAUAUUAAUAUUUUCAUCCCUUUAACGAUGAACAAUUUAUUCUUACUAACUACCUUACAAUACUUCGAUUUCAAGAAAGAAGUGAUAUGGUAGAACAAUACAAAGAAGGUUAGGAUGUUCUCCUCUCUUGAUAUAUACACAAGAAUGAGCCACGUAGAAACUCAAAAACAGUGGCGACAAAAGAAUACCAUCCCUUUAUCUUCAAAACACCAUCCCUAUUUAAUAUGGGGAAAAAAGGCAUGUUAUUUCUAGGACAAUAGCAUUUCAUUACCAGUUCUAAAC
This is a messenger RNA of Triticum aestivum (bread wheat), 1492 nucleotides long. RefSeq names its product protein FLOWERING proteinUS T. The record is from RefSeq and is a predicted model, not a curated record. The coding region runs from base 95 to 652 and encodes 185 amino acids. The transcript is spliced from 4 exons. NCBI's taxonomy places the organism in Eukaryota, Viridiplantae, Streptophyta, Magnoliopsida, Poales, Poaceae.